Caenorhabditis remanei is the source of this 1071-nucleotide messenger RNA. RefSeq lists its product as uncharacterized. The coding region runs from base 1 to 1071 and encodes 356 amino acids. Lineage: Eukaryota; Metazoa; Nematoda; Chromadorea; Rhabditida; Rhabditidae. The transcript has 5 exons. The record is from RefSeq and is a predicted model, not a curated record.
AUGAGCACUUCAGAUGAACCCGUGUUGUCUGAACAGUUGAGGAAAUGGAUGCUAGCUCCCGAUGUGGUGAAAAUGGUCGACGAUGAAGUGGAAGCGGCAUGGAAGAAAUUUACGAAUCUGUUUGAAACAGAGAAAAACGGAAUAAGUUAUGAAGAUGCACGCGACGCAGCAACUACAGACAAAUUCUACGAUUUCAGAUUAUUUUUGCUAGUUCGAGAAGAAUACAGUACAAAAAUUUAUUAUUACAAGAAGGCGUACUUGAAGAAGUUCAGAGAAGAAUUUGAGGAGCAUUUAGACAACUUGGAGGAAGUUAUAGCGAUUCCGGCUAGACGUCAAAGAGUCACUGUGAUCUUAAUACACGUAUACUUCAUAUUCAUUCUAUUCUCCGGACUCAUCUCUUUAUAUAGUCCCGUCAAUGUGAUAUCAGUCAGGAUACUAGGUGUACUCAGUGCUUUUCUGACAUUCUUUUUUGGUUGGAAUCUUGUCAUAUGGCAAAAGGCAACGCAAACGACGCUCAAUAUGUACGAAAAAUUGAGCACGAUAUCCAAAUUCAAAAUACCGAGAGCAACCCUUUGGACCGAUUCAAAUCAUUUACGACUCCGCACUUAUCAGUUAUUCGCUAUAGAUCCAAGACUCACUCGCACGUUCAAAUACCUUGUCCUUUUCUACGUCCUUACUGUGAUGAUUAUCUACUUUCUGAAUCUACGCUGGAAGUAUCCAUUGGAAGACUCAUUCUCAGAAAUCGACCUCAACAUUUAUCUCAGCGUCCUAUUUCCGUUCAUAGUGAUCUUGAGAUCGGUUGAUUGUUGUGCUAAUCAAAGCAGCCAUUAUAGAAAAAUAGUGAUAGAUUAUUUUGAACAGUUUGCGAAAAGAAGGAGAGAAAUACCAGAUAGUGAAGAAGAUACUGAAACAGAUGAAGAUGAAGAGGAUGAAGAAGAGGAUGAAGAUGAGGAAGAAGAAGAUUCUGAAGCAGAUUCUGAAUCUGAAUCAGAGUAUGAACCGGAAUCAGAGUCAGAGACAGAUACAAAUUCAGAUUAUGGGUCAGGCUCAGGUUCAGGCUCAGAGUCUUAA